AUGGAGAGCAGGUGGCACGCGAUGAAGAGGAGAGAGCCGGAGCCGUUUUCGCUGUUGUCACUAGGUUCCACGACCGGGACGGGGUCGGACUGGAGGAAGAAAGAAAGAAGUUUUCGUGUCUGGAGGAACAAAGCUUCAAUAAGCGUCAAGAAGUUGUCGUGUCUGUUUGUCGCCGUUUUCACUGCUGUCGCUGGGUUCCACGACCGGGACGGGAUCGGACGGGAUCUAACAUGCAAAAUUCCCGGCAACGGAACCAUCGAAGUUGUUGGCAUCGAUAUUGGGCCUUCGGAUGCUUGA
Molecule: messenger RNA, 297 nt
Organism: Linum trigynum
Lineage: Eukaryota; Viridiplantae; Streptophyta; Magnoliopsida; Malpighiales; Linaceae
Source: the annotation of a GenBank genome assembly